AUGGAUGCACAGCUAUCGAUGCUGGAUCCGCGGGGGAUCUAUGCGGAGACUCCCCCAGAUCUACAGACCCGAUUAGACACUCACCCCACGCUGCUGGUGAGCUGGUGGGCCACCGGUUUCUCCCUCGCCAUCAUCAUUACCCGUGUCUGCGGUCGCUAUAUUCGGACAGAGCGCUUCUUUCCCGAAGAUAGGGUGAUGAUGGCCAGCAUCAUCCCGCUGUUUAUUCGAAUGGCCUUGGUCCAUGUGAUCUUGCUCUAUGGCACCAACAAUACGAAAACCGCCGGGCUGACGGCCGAGGAUAUACAUCAAAGAGAGAUCGGCAGCAAGUUGGUUCUUGCUGCUCGUAUAUUCUAUGCUAUUUUUAUCUGGACUGCUAAAUUCACCGUAUGUGAAUUUCUGAAACGAGUUGCGGGAAUGAUCUGGCGCCGAUCGCUUCGGAUCUUUCUCCAGAUCAUCUACUAUUUUCUGGCGUCGACGUUGAUUGCAGUGUUGAUUGCGACGCUCGCCGAGUGCCAUCCCUUCGACCAUUACUGGCAGGUUAUCCCAGAUCCAGGACCACAAUGUCGCCUGGGUUACGCCAACCUGAUCACAAUGGGGGCAUGCGAUGUCGUCACCGAUCUUCUUCUGGUCGCCUUCCCCAUUCCACUGGUUCUGAUGACCCAUAUGCCCGUAAAGCGCAAGGCGUUCCUUGCAAUUCUCUUCGCCUUGUCUUUGAUCCUGGUCGGCAUCACUUGCUAUCGCGUCCCAUCGGUGAUCUGGCACAACGGCUCGCAGCAAUAUCGAUCCCUCUUGGCGUCGCUGGAAAUUCUAGCUGCCACUGCCGUUUCGAACGCGGUGGUGAUCGGCUCUUUCGUUCGCGAUAAGGGUGUCAAGAAGCCCAAGUUCAAGAAAGACAUCGGUUCCGCUUCGGUGAGCGAGAGUGUGGAUCAGAGCACCAUGCGGCGUACAACCAUCACCCAUCAUCAGUGGGGCAGUGACUCGGAUCUUGCUGGCGAUUUGGGAAUUCGACUCAACCCUGAGCUUUGCCAGUCAGACACCAGAGCUCCCCGCCCAGCCCCAGUUGCCGUCCCUUAUCAUCCCUUCACAGCCCGUACGGGGACAGUGGAUCCGAACUGGUCUUUCAGCAAGGGUCGUCAUUCGAUGGAAUCCGACGAUGGCACGUCGACUACUGGUAGUUUGGAGCUGAAAGUCAGCCCCCAUGAGUACAUCGAAACCAACAAAAUCCCUCCCAAUAGAUCCAACGACGGGGCCAUGUCUUCACCCAGCAAGGUCUCCAUUUUUGAUGUCGGCGGACUCCUGUCGGACACCUCGACACCCGCUUCUCAUGCCCCUUCUGGUACUGCGCGCGAUCACGGGUUGAGUCCGGACUCGCACCGAUACCGUAGCGGUAGCAGGGCUUUUCUGCAGGAUGUGGGAGGCCUACUUUCUGCCCCAAUCCCAAACGUGGGAAACAACCAUUUGUCUCCACCACAUAACUCUCCGCAGAAUUUCUCGCGGCCCGGGGGGCUGACCAGCCGUAGCUUCUCUGUCGGACGCCGAAUAAGCUCCAAUUUCCACCUCGGAAAUCAGGCGGAUCCAGUCCCUCCGUAUCGCUCUCACUCAGAUAACCAUGCCCCGGUCCUUGAGGGAGCCCAUGAUGUGGAGCUCCAGGAUGUUGGCGGGCUUCUCUCGAGAGACACAUAG
Messenger RNA from Aspergillus clavatus NRRL 1, 1683 nucleotides. Its product is annotated as putative integral membrane protein Pth11-like. The record is from RefSeq and is a predicted model, not a curated record. The transcript is spliced from 2 exons. Bases 1 to 1683 code for a protein of 560 amino acids. Lineage: Eukaryota; Fungi; Ascomycota; Eurotiomycetes; Eurotiales; Aspergillaceae.